UUAUCUUAAUACAUCCAUGCUAGUUCUAGCUACUAAACUUCAUCAUCAUAAAUCUAUUUUCUCAUCUUCAACAAAUGGACUGUUGCAUUGUAUCCGCCCUGUGUUGUUUUGUAUCACUUUAUUUCCUGAUUCACUUGCUGUGUUUUAUUUUCGCGGAUGCAGACUUCACUCUGCUGUGGGCGAGUCUGUUAGGACACAGGCCAGAGAAUAAGCUGAAAGGGCUGGUGGUGUGGGUCACUGGAGCCUCCAGUGGUAUUGGAGAGGAGCUGGCCCACCAGCUAGCCAGGUGUGGGUCACGUCUCAUCUUGUCUGCUCGACGCCAGGAUGAGCUAAACAGGGUGAAACGGUGCUGUUUAGAGGGCUCCGGCCUCCAGGAUGAAGAUAUUCGUGUUCUUCCUCUUGAUUUGUUGGAUAGGACAUCGCACGAAGAAAAAACAAAAGCAGCGAUUCAAUACUUUGGACAUAUUGAUGUCUUAAUUAACAAUGGCGGCCGAAGCCAGCGCUCUCUGUGCUUAGAGACCAGUGUGGAUGUGUAUCAGGCCUUGAUGGAGCUCAACUUCCUGGGUACGGUCUCCAUCACUAAGCAGGUGCUGCCUCACAUGACUCAGCGAGGCACUGGGAGCAUUGUGACUGUCAGCAGCGUAGUCGGCCUUGCUGGGGCACCCCUGGCAACGGGAUACUCUGCCAGCAAACAUGCUCUUCAGGGAUUCUUUAAUUCCCUUCGGACUGAGAUGACUGACUUUCCAAACAUACUCAUCAGCACAGUGUGUCCAGGGCCGGUGCAGUCACAGAUUGUCCAAAAUGCCUUCACAGAGGAAUUGAACAAGCCUGUGGCAGCAGCUGGUAACCAGGAGCACAAGAUGCCAACAACUCGCUGUGUGCGUUUAAUGCUGGUGGGAAUUUCCAAUGGUGUCAAGGAAAUGUGGAUUGCACAGCAGCCCUUUCUCCUGUUUUACUACGCCUGGCAGUACGCUCCCACAUUUGCCUGGUUCAUAACAAACAUGUUGGGCCGAAAAAGGGUGCAGAAUUUCAAAGCUGGCCUGGAUGCGGAUUCUGCAUAUUUCACUAAGCCCAAGACCUCCUGAGAGUCACGUCAAGGGGAAAUACGUUUAGUGCAUUCCUGCUGUUAGUAAAGGAAAGUAAUAUGGGGUUUCCUGCAAAUUAUGGGUGUCUUUGCCUCAAUCUUGAAGGAUGACAUGUGAUACAACUGCUUUAAAAGCUCCGAGCUCUCAGGGUCUGAUUUAAAAUAAAAAAUAAAUAAAAGGUACACAUUUAUUUCAUUAGGCUAUCAUCUUUAAUGUAAAGUUAAUCCUGUUUAAUUGUUUUCAAUGUAAAGAGCAUCUUCAGAUUAUAUGAACUUCUGGCCCUAAACCUGCAUGAAUUGAUAACAUGAGGAUUAUGGAUUCCAUGUAAUCUAGAACUAGCCUUUUGAAUGACUAAUAAAAUUUAGUUUGGAUCAA
Molecule: messenger RNA, 1460 nt
Organism: Etheostoma spectabile (orangethroat darter)
Lineage: Eukaryota; Metazoa; Chordata; Actinopteri; Perciformes; Percidae
Gene: dhrs7
Product: dehydrogenase/reductase (SDR family) member 7
Exons: 9
Coding region: 75-1085 (336 amino acids)
Molecular function (GO): oxidoreductase activity
Source: RefSeq, a predicted model, not a curated record